Molecule: messenger RNA, 6258 nt
Organism: Brugia pahangi
Lineage: Eukaryota; Metazoa; Nematoda; Chromadorea; Rhabditida; Onchocercidae
Source: the annotation of a GenBank genome assembly
AUGAUAGCAGAUGAGGACUUCUUAUUCCAAAAUCUCCAGUGUUCUGCGAUAUGCCUUGCAAAGAUGAAAAAUGUACCAGUGAAGAAAGUAUUGAAGACUUUACUUGAUGGCGUAGACGGAAGUGAGAAACCGUUAAAUUAUAAUGCUCGAGCGAAAUUGCUUGCAGUUGGAAUCUAUUUACUGUAUGCCGAAGGACGACAUUUGAAUGAUUUACUUCCAAUUCUUUUGGGAAUUUAUCGAAGUUUGCCGCGAUUAAAGUGGAUUGAUGAUGGUAUCUCGAAUCGACAAGAUAAAGUACCAAUACAGGAGCAGUUUGCAAUGUGUUUCAAUACUGUUCUUAGUGAGCUUGCUUCAAAUUAUCCAGAUGUACGUGAUAUUAUUAUCUCUGCACAAAUAGAAGUUUUUACAGUCACUUCUGAUAUUAUUGUAGAUAUCUGUGAUCAGGUGCAACCACAAUUCCAAACAAAAUGCUACUUGAUGCGGAUUAUUUGCUUUAUGAUUGGAUUACUUCGCUCAUUUGGACGAUAUAGCGGUGAUAAGGAUCACCCAUUGAUUUCGGCUAUUUAUCCUGUUCCAUUCAUAAUCACCAAAAUAGAUGCACAGAGUAAUCAGACAACUACAUGUAUUGGAGAGAGGACUCUUCGAUUAACAACUGAUUCCGAAAAUUUCCUGUGGAGUGAUGCUGCCAAUACAGAAAAGCAAGAUCAAAAGGAACGUUUGCAGAAAAUGUUCUCCAAACAUGCUAGUAGCUUUGUAUUGCCUACGGUUUUCAACGGCAAUAUUCCAUUCAAAUUCACAAUUGCAGAACUGAAUUCAUUCUCCGAUAUUAUGGAACGGUUGUUGAGAAGACCACUACUGGAUAUCAUGGAUGCUUAUGCUACCGAUAUAUACAUAGCUGGACAGAUCAAACGUUUUCCAUAUAAAACAUUAUCAGAAUGUCUUUCACUGGUUUUCGUUACGGCUUAUAGAGAUGCUUAUGCACCAUAUGAUACGUUGAAGCUGGAAAAAUCACUGGCUCAAAAACUUUCUCGAGAGGUGAAAGCAUUUGCUAUAGAACUGUAUUCGAAGGGCGAAGAUUUUUUGAAUGCGCAGAAAUUAAACGAUGAUGAACGAACAUUACGUUGUCCACUGUUGAUUAAUCGAAUAAAAAUGAGCGUUCUUUGCAGCUCAGUUUGCCUAGAACUCAUGGUUUGGGCUACAUACGAUGAAAUCGAUGCAGAGUCACUUCAUGCUACAAUAGCUGAUCGACUUUGGCAUGUUCAUGGUCAUCGUCAUGCAUCAGCUAAAAUAUCUCUAACAAUGAUGGCUUUGGAAGCACUUGGCUCGCUUGCUGUUAAAUUUCCAACAAUUGCUGCAACACUGACAGUUAAUAGUGUUAGUCAGUUCUUGGUUGAACCUUCGCCUGUUUUCUCAAAAUUGGCUGUAGAUCUCGGUGUUAUGGAAAAGCGUGUUUUCAGUGAGGGAGAUCGAAAGGAUGGUGAAAUGGUGAAAAAGAAGCUAACUUUUGAAAAUUUAAGGAAAGUUGCAAUAAACUCUCUUUGCAGAGCACUAAGAUCGGCUAUGAUAGUCGACAAUUCAUCUGUACAAGCCUGUCUAACAAAUAUCUCCUCCAAAUUAUUCCUGAUUGCGAACAAAGACUCAAAUUAUGGUUCUGCUCUCGCUUUGGAAAAUGCAAUGCACAUUGUUGGUGGUAUUGGUGCCGCGCUGGUUGAUGUGGAAAAUAUCCCGCAACUUGCUUUCAGUGUUUUUCAACAGGCUUUUACUGAAACAUCCACGAAUCAUGAUGUUAUUAUAGCGGAAUUGGCCAACAUGUGGAUAGCUGGCGCGCGUGAUAUACAUGAUCUGAUUUGGCUGCUAUUCACAAAAAUAACGAUUGAGUCGAGUAGUCGUGCUUAUGAUGCUGAUACUGCUGAUGGUGUGGAACAUCGUUAUGCGUAUCUGUCCUUGGCAGUUGACAAUGCAAUGGCUAAGAUGGCAGAGAGUGUGAAUAACGAUGAAGACAAAAUGACACUGUUGUAUCGCCUUUUGGAACUUUUUGUUCAACUGGGACAUGAAGGAAGGAAGGCUGGUGAAAAAUUGGCGAGGGUCAUGAAGCUUUCAACUGGUGCUGGAAACUUAGGUGUUUUAAUUCCGAAGAUUGCUUCGUUGUUGCGCAGAUCUGUGACAAUAAAGAACCCAUCAGUUCGGCUACGGAAUUUGUUUCGCGACUUUUGGUUUUGCUGUACAGUGCUCGGAUUUAAUGUCGCCCGGAUAGGUCUUUGGCCAGAAGAGUGGUUUGAAGCUGCUUGCGAGAUUGCUUGUAAAUCGCCCAUACUCACACCUCAAGAGAGUUUGCGUGCUGAGCUCGUUGCAAAUGCUACGAUCAAAAGCGGCAAUGUGCUAUCAGCAGAACUGCAGGAAAUCAGAGUAACUAUUUUGUCUGAAAUUUCUCCUUCUCCCGAGGUAACAGCAGUUGUUAAUAAAUUGGAAUUUACCCACUGUAUUUAUCUUUUAUCAGUAUUCCGCAUGGAACUCAUGCGUGCUUUGCAUUCUGUUGAACCGGGAGCAGUCCAUUCAAUAUUUCAAUAUCUCGAAGACAAAUCUAUAAGAAAAGACAAGGAUGGGAUCUGGACAUGCCUUCUUGCAGCAGCGAGAACCAUCUUCAGUAAAUAUUUGAAAGUCGCCAGUGAACGGAAUUUAGAUUCGGCUCACGAACGUCAACUUGAAUUGCAUGCUCAGUUUCUGCUUAUCAUGUUCAAUCAUCAUCUGAAAGAGGUGAGGAAAUGUGCAGAUACUUGCCUUACCAAUUUGAUCGGAAGCUUUCCGCAUUUGCUUUGGAAUGGCAACGUUAUUAAUGUUGCACUGCAAAUACUGGAAGCACUUUCAAAUAAUCUUGAAAAUGACACCGAUUGCAAAAUAAUGACUUUAUCUUUUCCGUCUCUGCAGCGGACUAUACAACUUCAGGAUACUUUGGAUCGGAGGAAAUUAGUAGUGCAAGAUUUCGCUUUGCGUUGUGAACAAAUUCUUCAGGAAGCAAUCAAAUGGGCACCAGGCAGCACUCGAAGCUGCUUCGUUAAAUAUAUUGCAAGCAUUAAUGUUGGUUGUUCUGGCAGUUUUCGUUUGACGGUGGAAGCUAUACUGAAAAGUUUAAACGACGCGUCUGGCUGUACAAAUGAUACCAGUCCAUCGCUUUAUCUUUCUGCUCUACAUUUAAGGUCUUUGUAUUUUGGCAAGGUGAAAGGCAUGAUAGAAGCAUCUAAAAAUGAAGAAGAGACCAAACCACAUGAACGACUUGCUGAUUUAUUUGAGCAGCAACUAGAAAGAGCUUGUGCAGAUGGAGCAGAUGGAUGUGAUGAAGAUAUUAUAUCCGAAGGCAUAUUGAGAUUAGCAGCUCUUUUCAUUUUAACGAAAGAAGUUUCUAAUCAAAAACUGGAUAGCCGUCUAUUACAUACUCUUGUUUUUGCACCACUCAAAAAUUUUACUGCUUCAACAAUGCGUCUUUGUGUAAUCGUAUGGAACUGGAUUCUUGUUGCCCGAGAAGAUAUCCAGCUUCAAUUUCUUCGAGAAAUGGCAGCAUGCUGGACAAUUACAGCACAAGAUCAUCUAGGUAUCUUCCAGCGUGACCCAGAAGUUGUUUCUCCUUUGAGUCUGCAAUAUUGCUCACCUCCAAAACGACCUCAUAUUCUUCCACACAGUAUAUGGAUUUAUUUUUUGGUGGAAAGAGUGGAUAUUGCCAAAUAUUCAAGCAGAGAACAACUGGACAUUCUGGAAUUGAUGUUUGUUCAAACACUUCCAUUGAAUGUGGGUCGCCUAAGAAUAGAUGUUAAUUCACCGUUAUACAUUUCUUCCGAUUCGAGUCUUUGCAAAGUCGAUUUAACGCAUGUUACAAUGACAAGAAAUGUUGAGACGAUUGGGUUACGAUGUCAUUUUCUUAACUGUGUGCUUUCUAUGAUACAGCGUGACUCGAUGUCAUUCCAUAUUUCCAAAAAUAUUUUACGACAACGUGUAUAUUGUGCUAUGUUGGAUUACUUUUCUGUUGCUGCUCAAACUCCAACACAGAACGCAGCACAAUUGAAGAAUGAUAUACGCUUGCUGAUUAUAUUUUGGAACACGCUUUUCUCUGAUGUGAAAUAUAUCAAGAAAGAAAUAUUUGCCAGUAUUGAUACCGAAUUCAACUUGGAGUCUCUUCAGCAAAUUUUAAACGAUAACUAUAAGUCUGACUCGGAAUACAAUCGCGCUGAUAUGCAAACUCGUCAUGCAAUGACAACCAGUGGUUGCAAUUGGGUAACACUUGUAGCUGCACAAGGUAGAGCUAGUUCAUUGCAGAAGAAUACGCAAAUCACUGUUGAUCCCAGUCGAUCCAAUCCAAAUAAACAUGCAGAACAGCAGAUGAAACUGUACAAUCGAUAUCGGAAUUUGAUUUUGAUAUUUGUUGCGAAUGAAAUCGAACGCCUAAGCGCAUGGUUAAAUCCGCUGGGUGAAGCUCUUGGUUUGGAAGAUGCAAGUAUUGAACAAUGGCGAAAAUCAACAUUCCCUGAUGCGAGAACAGAGGCUAAACUUCUCCGUGAAAACGCCAGAAUUGCUUGGCAGAUUUGCCCCGAUUUGGCUGUAUAUAUGCCAUCAAGAUUUCGUUCGUGCUCUGCUUGUCAAAUGGCCGUACAAGAAUUGCUCGUAAACUCGCCAGAAUUGGUGACGGAUUUACCGGAAGCUCUUUCUUUAAUGCUGGGAGAAGGAAGGAUUCUUGAAGAAAAAGUGGAGGAUUUGAAAACCUUAAGUCACAUUUUAACAUGGGCGAUAUGUGAUCCAGUGAUGGCUUUGUCGUUGCUCGGUCCACGCCAGUACCCAACACAUCCCAUUACAGUGCAGUAUGCUGUACGUGUGCUGAGAUCGUAUCCACCAGAUGUGCUUCUGCUCUAUAUUCCACAGCUUGUGCAAGCUUUACGACAUGAUACUAUGGGUUAUGUUGCUGAGCUAAUUAUGUGGUUGGCUGGUCAUUCACAACUUUUGGCUCAUCAGUUACUAUGGAAUAUGAAGGCAAAUAUGUACCGGGACGAAGAUUCAAGAGAAAAGGAUCCAGAUUUGCAUGGACCUUUAAGCGAAUUGAUCAACAAAAUAAUAUCAAAUAUGGAAGGUCCUGCACGAAAAUUUUACGAUAGCGAAUUCGAUUUAUUCAAACACAUCACUGAUAUAUCAGGAAAAAUAAGGCUGUUUCCAAAAGGCGAAGCUAGAAAAAAGGCUUGCUUAACUGCCCUCGCUGAGAUACAUCUAAAAACCGUGGCUUAUCUGCCAUCCAAUCCAGAAGCCAUAGUUCUUGAUAUAGACUAUAAAAGUGGGACUCCGAUGCAAAGUGCUGCUAAGGCGCCAUUUCUCGCUCGAUUCAAGGUUCUUCGUUGUGGUAUUCAAAAAUUAGAACAAUUAGGAAUCGCCGCACAUCAGCGGAAACACAUUCCUGAAGCAGAUAUUCGAUUUCUUUCAAGAUCGGAAGAUAGUCUUGUUUGUUGGCAAGCAGCUAUCUUUAAAGUUGGUGACGAUGUACGUCAAGAUAUGUUGGCGCUACAACUGAUGAACCUGAUGCGUAACAUUUUUAAUUCUGUGAAUUUGGACAUUUGCUUAUUUCCAUACAGAGUGGUAGCUACUGGGCCUGGCUGUGGAGUAAUUGAGUGUGUUCCAAAUUCGAAAUCAAGAGAUCAGUUAGGACGACAGACUGAUUUUGGAUUGUAUGAAUACUUUCUGACGACAUAUGGUGAUGAAAAUACUGAAACAUUGCAACGUGCAAGGCGGAAUUUCAUUCGAAGCAUGGCAGCAUAUAGUGUAUUUAGUUUCUUGCUGCAGAUUAAAGAUCGACAUAAUGGAAAUAUUAUGAUUGAUACCGAUGGUCAUAUAGUUCAUAUUGAUUUCGGUUUUAUGUUUGAGAGCAGUCCUGGAGGAAAUCUUGGAUUUGAACCAGACUUUAAACUUUCGCAAGAAAUGGUAGCAAUUAUGGGUGGCAAAAUGGAAGCACCAAGCUUUCGACUAUUUGCUUCACUUUGUGUCCAGGCAUAUCUGGCUGUUCGACCGUAUUAUAAAGCUUUUAUUGCUUUAGUGUCACUGAUGUUGGACACACAUCUUCCCUGUUUCCGUGGUAAAACAAUUCAGCAGUUUCGAGAUCGUUUUGCACCACAACUAUCCGAUCGUGAUGCAGCGAAGUAUAUGAUGAGUAUAAUACGCAACUGUUUCCUGAACGUAAGAAGCAAAAUGUAUGAUCAAUUGCAAUACAUACAGAAUGAGAUACCGUAUUAA